Tarenaya hassleriana is the source of this 914-nucleotide messenger RNA. RefSeq names its product N-alpha-acetyltransferase MAK3. Lineage: Eukaryota; Viridiplantae; Streptophyta; Magnoliopsida; Brassicales; Cleomaceae. The record is from RefSeq and is a predicted model, not a curated record. The transcript is spliced from 4 exons. Gene Ontology annotation, biological process: N-terminal peptidyl-methionine acetylation. Gene Ontology annotation, cellular component: NatC complex. Bases 49 to 618 code for a protein of 189 amino acids. Gene Ontology annotation, molecular function: protein-N-terminal amino-acid acetyltransferase activity.
GGCGAAGGUGAUGGACGCGGGCGCUCGACGGGUGUGUUGCGGAGGAGAAUGGAAGACGGAGGGGAAUUCGAUGCCGCAGAGAUGGAAUACACAAGUUACGCCGGAGAGCAUCACCUGCCGUUGAUUAUGUCCCUCGUCGAUCAAGAACUCAGUGAACCUUAUUCUAUCUUCACCUACCGUUACUUCGUCUAUCUUUGGCCCCAGCUGUGCUUCCUCGCGUUUCACAAAGGUAGAUGCGUGGGAACCGUUGUGUGUAAGAUGGGAGAGCACCGGCACACUUUCAGAGGUUACAUCGCCAUGUUGGUUGUCAUUAAGCCAUAUCGUGGCCAAGGCAUUGCGACAGAGCUGGUUACGAGAUCUAUAAAAGCUAUGAUGGAAUCAGGCUGUGAAGAGGUGACUCUGGAGGCGGAAGUUACAAACAAAGGAGCGCUGGCACUGUAUGGGAGGCUGGGGUUCAUAAGAGCGAAACGGCUAUACCACUACUAUUUGAAUGGCAUGGAUGCCUUUAGGCUGAAGCUUUUGUUUCCUCGGCAGAUGUUGCCACCUUUUCAACCUCACAUGGCUUCUCAAGAUCACAUCCAUCCGAAGCAAGAUCAUGAAAAUGCAAUCCAAGACUAAUAUGCUCUAUGAGAGCCCUUGUGCUGAUACCCGUCUUCAAAGCUGUUCUUACAUUGCAUUUUCGCCUGCACUAUAUUGUUGUCUUUCGUGGGUAAAGCCGUGAGAAAAGAAAGUUUACAGCUUGUGCGAUGCGGAUGCUUUUUUUGGUCUGAGAAAAAACGAUCAUAAGGUAGAAUUUGCGUAUGUGCAAACGAUCAUGAAUUGAGGUGCUGGUGUAACAUCUCUGCCUAUCUCUUCUCGUCGUAACAUUUACUGUUGUUUCCGAUGUUUCAUCUUCCUCCAUUGCACAGACUUCA